AUGACGAUAAUAACAAGUAAAGGCGAUGGAGAAUACCCACAGAAAGUUCCAUUCUGGACAUCAGCUCGACUCAGUCUGGCGGUACUAGCGUUUUUUGGGUUCCUGUUUCUUUAUGCCUUACGCAUCAACCUCAGCGUGGGCAUGGUUUGUAUGGUAAACAACACCGCAGUUAAAGAAAUCUCGCAAAAUGAAGUUUACCAAUAUUCAAACGCUACAAGCUCUGGCAAUGUCACCAAUCUUGAAAUAGACAACAUUGACGAGUGUCAAGUAAUGCAACAUUCCAACUCAUCUCGUGACAAAAAUGAAGGACAUUUUUUGUGGGAGAAGAAGACACAAGGACUGCUUCUUUCGUCUUUUUUCUAUGGUUACAUAUUGACGCAAAUACCCGGAGGAUGGUUGGCAGAGAGAUAUGGUGGUAAAUGGGUCUUUGGAUUCAGUAUGUUUUUGACUGCUGUUUGCACAUUAUUAACUCCAGUGUGUGCUAACUUUCAUUGGGGCUUGUUGUUUGUGCUGAGGUUUGUUGAAGGAUUGGGAGAGGGAACCAUUUUCCCAGCUAUGCAUGCUAUGUGGGCAGUGUGGUUACCGCCAUUGGAAAGAAGUAAACUCGCAGCCUUGGCAUGGGCAGGCACUCAAAUUGGUAAUGUGAUCACUCUGCCAGCAUCAGGUCUACUCUGUGUAUAUGGGUUUUCAGGAGGAUGGCCUUCAAUAUUUUAUAUCUUUGGUACAGCCACUCUAGUGUGGUUCUUGUUCUGGGCGUUCCUGGUAGCAGAUUCCCCGGCCAAGCAUAAACGCAUAUCAAAUGUAGAGAGAAUGUACAUUGAACGGACAUUAGCCGAGGAAAAAAGUGCACACAAGGAAGAGAAGCAACACCACGUACCCUGGUUUACAAUCUUCAAGUCUAUGCCAUUCUGGGCUAUAUUGGUGACUCACGUGUGUUGUAACUGGGGGACAUAUUCAUUGUUAACAUUCCUACCGACUUACAUGCGAGAAGUCUUAAAAUUUGACAUCAAACAAAAUGGUCUAUAUUCUGCUUUGCCUUACAUUGGUUUUUGGUUGUUCAUUAAUAUUGGUGGGCAUAUUGCUGAUUUCUUAAGAUCUCGGAAGAUACUCAGUACUGGGAAUACAAGAAAACUUAUGAACACAAUGGGUUCUGUAAUACCUGGAAUAUUCCUAGUUAUCACUGGUUAUAUGGAUUGUACCCAAGCAACCACUGCUGUCAUACUCCUUACCAUAGGUGUAUCAUUCUCAGGAUUCCAAUAUGGUGGUGGAUUUCUCGUCAACCAUGUUGAUAUUGCACCUAAAUACGCUGGUGUCUUAUUAGGUAUAACUAAUACUACCGCAACUAUUUCUGGAAUCUUGGCUCCAUACGUCAUUGGUACUAUUACCGUUAACCAAACUCAAGAGGAAUGGCAGAUAGUUUUCUACAUUGCCGCUUGUAUCUAUACAUUUGGGGCCGUCUUCUUCAUUAUCUUUGGUAAAGGCGAGGUCCAGGAUUGGGCAAAAGAGGAGCCAGACCAAGAAGAUCCAGACCUGGCCAGGAAAUUGAUGUCUAUCAACGGUUCCGAUAAAACAGAACAAAAAGAAUUUGAAACUCACAUUUAG
Messenger RNA from Saccoglossus kowalevskii, 1602 nucleotides. RefSeq names its product sialin-like. The record is from RefSeq and is a predicted model, not a curated record. NCBI's taxonomy places the organism in Eukaryota, Metazoa, Hemichordata, Enteropneusta, Harrimaniidae. Gene Ontology annotation, cellular component: membrane. Gene Ontology annotation, biological process: monoatomic anion transport; transmembrane transport. Gene Ontology annotation, molecular function: transmembrane transporter activity.